GGUGCCCCCAUUGCCAAGUCUGCCCAACACAAUAACCCCGCGCCUACAAGAGCAGCAGCAGCAGCAGCAGCAGCAAGCCACCAUCCUUUGGACCUGCAGGCUGAGAUCUCAGUGGGACGACCCUUCAUUAUGGAGAAUCCGUACUUCCAUCCCGACUACCAGCCGUAUCCACGGUCUGUCCUCAUCGGGACGUCCAUAUUGUUCAUCAUCACCCCAAUUGUCUCCGUGGGCCUCAGGUUCUACUCACGGUCGCUGGUCGCCGCCCAUUUAUCCAUCGAUGACUGGAUCACCAUCCCGUCUGCGAUUAUCUGUGUAGGGCUGGCCAUCAACCAGCUCAUUGCGACCACAAUUGGAGGGCUUGGGACUCAUCAGAUACUUGUCGACGGCCAGCUCGCCCACACGCACCAGCUCUAUGUCUACGAGUACACCAAAUAUACCUUUCACGUGCUCGGGACCAUCGGCCUGGGCAUCAUCAAGCUCUCGGUCCUCUUCUUCUACCGAAGAAUCUUUGCAAUCCGGGCCUUUCGCAUCAUCAAUAAUGUCUUCAUCGUCAUCACCAUCGCCUGGACCAUCGCCAUCACCUUUGCGCUUGCCUUCCAGUGCUACCCCGUGCACAACUUCUGGGACCUGUUUGAGAGCGAGUACACGGAGCACUGUGUCGAGGUGACGGCUCUAUACCUCGCCGUGGCUGUCUCCGACAUGGUCCUCGAUAUCCUGAUCUUUCUGCUGCCCGUACCUCAUCUGUAUUCUCUGAAGAUGCCGCUGGGACGGAAGCUCGCCGUCUGUGGCAUCUUCCUGCUGGGAUCGAUCGUCGUCGCCUGUGGUGUUACCCGCGUCAUCAUCUUCGACUGGGUCAUCGAGUUCAUGAAGGUGGACCCGAUGGCCUGGGUAAUGGACACCACCUGGUACUCGUCGGGCGUGCUCUUCUGGCACAUCACCGAGAACGUCGUGGGCCUGCUGGGCUGCUGUCUGCCUACGUACCGGCCGCUGGUCAGAAAGUUCCUGCCCAAGCUCAAGAUGAGCACCGGCGGUGGUUCCUACGACAUCUCCGGAGGUGACAACUCGGCCAAGCUGAAAUACCACCAGCAGCACCAACACCACCACCACCACCACCCGCCACGGGCCUCCUACCGCAGGCAGCAGGAGGAUGAGUGGCCCCUGGCGCCCGGGGCUGAUGGCAAGUCGGCAGCCACGACGAGGGUUGUGGGCGCAGGGUCAGAUAAUUACCCGCUCGAUUCCCUGCCCAAAGACAGGAUUAUGGUCCAGAGGGACUUCCAGGCGGAAACUUCAAUGGUUUGAUGAUGUGAACCAGGAAAAAGGAGGGGAGGGGAGGGCGGGCAAAGGGAACAAGUGUGACAUGAACUUCCGAUUCGAUAUGACGACCAUGUGCAAUAGAUGCUAUUCUAAUUGAUGAUAGACCGGAGCGCUGGUUCAUUGCUUUCUACAUGAUUGACUAGGAGAGAGGCACGUCGACAUCAGCCUGCCGUCCUCACACGUUACAUUAUGCAUUCACC
Molecule: messenger RNA, 1514 nt
Organism: Cryphonectria parasitica EP155
Lineage: Eukaryota; Fungi; Ascomycota; Sordariomycetes; Diaporthales; Cryphonectriaceae
Exons: 3
Coding region: 130-1299 (389 amino acids)
Source: RefSeq, a predicted model, not a curated record